AUGGCGACCGCAGACUCCAAAACGGGCACAACCUACGCCACUACCGAUUGGAAAAAGUACCAGCAAGGCCGACCGGCGUAUCCCCCUUCGCUUACUGAAAUUAUCUAUGACUAUCAUCGUCGCCAGUCAUCCGCAGGAUGGGAGCGUCUCGUCGACAUCGGUGCUGGAUCUGGCAUCGCCGCGACAAAUUUCAUGGCUGAUUUCAAGAUCAUUCACAAUUCCGAUCCCAGCCCAUGGAAUGAAGAACAAGCUCGCGCAUUUCUUUCAAAUUAUGCGAAGGAACAUGGACUAAGUCCCCAGCUGGAAUAUUCCCAAUCAACUGGAGAAGAGACCUAUAAACAUACGGGUGAAUCCACAGCAGAUGCCGUUAUUGUCGCAACAGCUGCGCACUUCAUGGACCCCGAUGGACUCGUUGAAUCAGCUGCGAAGAUCCUUCGUCCUGGUGGAACUCUUGCGGUGUACAGUUAUUGGAAUCCAGGUUUCCCAGGUUGCUCACAAAGCUUCCAUGAAUCCUUCGGAAAGACCUUCGAUAAUCUGGUCCUGAAAGCUCUAGAAUCAGGAGAUGAUGCAAACCGUGCUCGGCUUGCAAAAGUCAUUGAGCGCCGAAUGACGGGAGGCGGAUGUUUGGAUUCUCUUCCCUUGCCUUCGGAGCUCUUUGAGGAACCCAAACGCGUAUACAUCAAUGCUGGACCCGGCGAUAUCCCGUACAAAUAUCUAUACCAAAGAUUCGCUGCCCCGGGUAAAGAUGUAGGCGGUAUUUCUCGGGUGACUGCACGAGAUGAGAUUGUCCGGUACACAACCGAUGAAAACCCCGAGGCGGAUGGAUGGGCGUUUGACGCACCCAAGGAGUGGUUUCCUAACUUCUUCAAUACCAUCCGGCCGGCCAAUAGUACGAUGACAGAGGAGGAAACAAGAAAGGCAUAUAAUGAGUGGGAACAGGUAUUCGAUAUGGAAUGUCCCCAAGGAAUGGUGAGAGUUCAGUGGCCUUGUUAUCUUGUUUUGGCUAGAAGGAAGUAG
Messenger RNA from Penicillium macrosclerotiorum, 1017 nucleotides. RefSeq lists its product as uncharacterized. The record is from RefSeq and is a predicted model, not a curated record. Gene Ontology annotation, molecular function: S-adenosylmethionine-dependent methyltransferase activity. The transcript has a single exon. Lineage: Eukaryota; Fungi; Ascomycota; Eurotiomycetes; Eurotiales; Aspergillaceae. The coding region runs from base 1 to 1017 and encodes 338 amino acids.